AUGAGCUAGUAACAUUUUAAAAGUGCAAAACGUCUUCAGGGUUUUGAAAAUAAACGUGUUUAAGACAUUUUCACUCCUCUUGCGAACGAAACUAAGUCAAUCAACUUGGGACAAGGCUUUCCAAACUGGGCUCCUCCAAGCUUUUUCUAGGAUUCUAUUUCAAAGUAUGUUUAAGAGUCUAGCCAUUAGUACACUCGUGCAUACGGACACUAAAAAUUGAUUAACGCUAUUGCUAAUUUCUAUUCACCACUCUUUAACAGAGAAAUUGAUCCUUUAACUAAUGUUUUAGUUUCAAAUGGCGGUAUUGCUUGUCUUUGCAAUGCCUUUUUAGGUAUGGUAGAUCCAGGUGAUGAGGUUAUUUUAAUAGAACCCUCUUUUGAUUGCUAUCGUGCCUAAAUAAUGAUGUCUGGAGGUAUUGUGCGCUCUGUUCCUCUUGAGCCUAAAGGCAAAGUAACUAAAAACGAUUUAGUUAGACGUGGUCUUGAUGAUUUAAAAUACUCUUAAUAAGAUGAAUGGGAUAUUGAUUGGGACUUGCUUGAAAGAUCUUUUAAUGAGAACACAAAAGCCAUUCUUUUAAACAGCCCCCAUAAUCCAACAGGAAAGAUUUUCUCUUAACAAGAGCUUGAAAGAUUUGCCGAAAUCAUCAAGAAAUACGAUCGUGUUGUUGUUAUUUGGGACGGUGUUUACGAAGCACAUGCUUAUGAUAAAUACGAACCUUUAUAGAUACCAAGAAUAGCUAAUAUUCCUGGUAUGUGGGAGAGAACAAUCUCUGUGAGCUCUGCAGGAAAGCUCUUUUCUGCAACUGGAGUACGCAUUGGAUGGGCAAUCGGUCCUGAGCAUUUAAUCAAAUGUACUGCUGCAUUCCAUUAAUACAACGGAUUUUGUAUUUAUGGACCCUUAUAAGAAGCUAUUGCAGACACACUGGAAUAAUCCUUAAAGGGUGAUUAUUUCUAAGAAUUUAACAAGAAGCUCAAAGAAGGUCGAACUAGACUCGUUAAAGAAUUGAUAAGUUCCCCUAUUAAUUUUAAUAUUUAUAUCCCUGAGGGUGGUUGCAGUGUUUUGGCUGACAUUUCUAAUAUUGAAGUACCUUAGGCUUACUACACAAAUCCAGAGUCGAAUCGCCCUUAUACCAAAGAUUGGGCCUUCUGUCUUUGGCUUUGUAAAGAAAAGGGUGUUGUUGCUCUGCCAUGCUCUGCCUUUUAUUCAAAAUAAUAUGCCCAUAUUGGUUAAAAUUUAGUAAGAAUUGCUUUUUGCAAGACAGAGGAAACCCUUAUCGAAGCUGGAAAAAGAAUAGGAUCAACCUUACAUAAAACAAAUUCAAAUUAAUUGCAUAAUUCAUAAACUAAAAUUGAAAAUAAAAUUCAGCAUCAUAACAAAUAAAAAGAUCAAUAAGAACUUAUUUAAGAAAAAAGGAUUUCCGUUUGA
Tetrahymena thermophila SB210 is the source of this 1425-nucleotide messenger RNA. Its product is annotated as kynurenine-oxoglutarate transaminase. The record is from RefSeq and is a predicted model, not a curated record. Gene Ontology annotation, cellular component: cytoplasm. NCBI's taxonomy places the organism in Eukaryota, Ciliophora, Oligohymenophorea, Hymenostomatida, Tetrahymenidae. Gene Ontology annotation, molecular function: L-kynurenine:2-oxoglutarate transaminase activity; pyridoxal phosphate binding. Gene Ontology annotation, biological process: biosynthetic process. The transcript has 2 exons.